Molecule: messenger RNA, 1841 nt
Organism: Trichoderma asperellum CBS 433.97
Lineage: Eukaryota; Fungi; Ascomycota; Sordariomycetes; Hypocreales; Hypocreaceae
Source: RefSeq, a predicted model, not a curated record
GGGCAUAUUCAACAUAUGUUUACUGGUCGACGUGAAGUGUAGUCCAUCCAUCUUGUUCAUCAUGUCCAAAUCCAGGUCCGAGACAUCAGAGUCCGAGACAUCAGAGUCCUCGCCGGCGGCUGAGCCCAGGCCUCUCGUCAUCCUCGCCGAUGGCAGUUGGUGUGGUCGUGAGGCCGAUACCCGGUCCAACAUCUAUCUAUUAGCUAGGAUGGUUGGAAUUGAUAUAGAUGACGUUAAUGAUACCGACAUCCACCGAAUGGGCCACAAGGCGUGGUAUAUCCAUGGCGUUGGGCUUGGAAGCACGUUCCUCGAGUACGUCGCAUUUCAUCAUCUCGUGAUUUGAUCGCUAAUGUAGUCCCAGCUACGUCUUCAACGGAGUAACGGCUCAAGACAUUGCCGCGCAAUGCGUCGCCGCCUACAGAUUCAUUGUUGAUAAUUACAGCUACCCCGAUCACCAAAUCUGGAUGUUUGGCCUUUCCAGAGGCGCAUACAUGGUGCGGUCGGUGGCCGGUAUGAUCAAUAAUUGCGGCAUCGUCAAACGCGUACUGAAGGCAGACGGCACCGUCGAUGAUGCCGAGACGGAUCUUCUGUGCCGGCAAGUCUACAGAAUCUACCGCUCCAAGGACCCCAUUAAUUGUCCGCACUCGAGCCAAUCUAAGCAGUUCCGCCAGCAUGCAAGCUGGCCCCUAAUUGGCGACGAAGAAGAUGGAGCCCCUGGAUUGCUGCCGCCUGUGAAAUUCUUGGGUCUUUUCGACACUGUAGGCAGCCUUGGGAUCCCGGACUUUGUGGGGGGCGUUGGGCUAGACUGGCCAAAGUUUCAUGACCAACAGGUCUCAACUGUCGUCGAGCUUGUAUACCACGCCAUGUCCUUGCACGAUGACUUCUACAUCUUCCCUCCCUGUCUUGCAGAGCGGAGUCACCGCUCAGGGAGGCCAGUUGACUAUGGAAUCACCCAGAAAUGGUUCCCGGGCGUGCAUUAUGACCUAGGACGACAACGCUUCAAGUUCCUGCGUAUGUUUGGCGGUGGGUGGUUGGAACGACUGUUGGCCAGAUGGAGCUGGGCGAGCAAAGUGAUCGAGCCAAACCAAGUACUUUCCGAUCUUGUGUUGAAGUGGAUGCUCGAGGCUAUCAAGGUAAACGAUCCAACUGGGCAGGUCAUCUCAACUGAACGGGUUGGCGAGGAGAUCACGGCGGCGGAUCAGAGAAUGGUCUCUGAGAACCGGCAGAUUGGCGAUGGAGAUGUAUACAGAAACAUUGUUGCAUACGCUCCAUUUGGCAGCGCGAUUGUGGGUUUGUUGACGGGGCUUUUUGGCACGCGAUGGCAGACGAAUCAGCUUUACCAGCUCUUCUUUGCGCUGCGGGAUCGUCUGAUUGCCGACCCAGAUGCGCACGUCUACAGAUACAUGGACGCCGAUGCAUCUAUUGUAGGAUCUGAAAAUCAGAGGAUCGAAGAGUUGGCAGAAGUAACCCCAGCAAGAUACCCAUCGCAGACCUAUCAGGCUUGGAGAUUGAAACGCAGAUUGCUAGGCUAUUAACGUGAGCAGAUAGUUGAAAGUGGUAUUUCUUACAGAGUUUGAUAUAAUAACGAAGAGGUCUCGAGGGAAUGUUGUGCGACAUUGCCGAAGCUCAGCAUUCGGUGUAGGUAUUCUCGAGGGAAUUAUGCAACUGUUUCUGUGUUUCAUAGUAUCAAACAAAGGUGAUGGUCAGUAGAAUGAAUACCAAAGCAUGACGCGGUCGGUUGUCUCAAUCGUGAAGCCUAUCAAAACUUCAUCAUAUAAAGUCAAAAAGGGGCACCUGGAAUUUCGAAACGUUUUUUUGUUCUUUCGUCUUUUCUCCGCAAG